CGUGUAGUGUACUAGUGUUCGCAUCCCCAAGUCACCGGGGAGUGACUCUCUGAUUAUUGAAGUAACGUUUAGGCGCCAAAAGGAGAUAGUUUUGCUUUGGAGAAAUGUCUGGAAAGGGGAAGAGGAAGGAGGAGCACGACGGUGCUUCCGACGGCGACUCCGAAGGUCACGCGCCUCCCAAGAAGUCCAUCAAGAAAGAUUCCGAUGACGACCUUGACUCCAUCGUCGUCUGCGAGAUUUCGAAGAAUCGGAGGGUUUCUGUGAGGAAUUGGCAAGGCAGGACUAUGGUCGAUAUUCGCGAAUUUUACCUUAAAGAUGGCAAGCAAAUGCCUGGCAAAAAAGGUAUCUCAUUGACCAUGGAUCAGGUACAUCUUGAAACUAUAUGGUUGUUGUAUCUUUACAAGUUCCAUUUCUAUUCCAUCUCAAAUCUGUUGGUUGGUCUAAAGAUCUAGAACAAACGAUUUUGAAGCCAUUAUUCAACAAU
Gastrolobium bilobum is the source of this 484-nucleotide messenger RNA. RefSeq names its product RNA polymerase II transcriptional coactivator KIWI-like. Gene Ontology annotation, cellular component: nucleus; transcription regulator complex. The record is from RefSeq and is a predicted model, not a curated record. Gene Ontology annotation, biological process: positive regulation of transcription initiation by RNA polymerase II. NCBI's taxonomy places the organism in Eukaryota, Viridiplantae, Streptophyta, Magnoliopsida, Fabales, Fabaceae. Gene Ontology annotation, molecular function: DNA binding; transcription coactivator activity. The coding region runs from base 105 to 452 and encodes 115 amino acids. The transcript has 4 exons.